Molecule: messenger RNA, 606 nt
Organism: Miscanthus lutarioriparius
Lineage: Eukaryota; Viridiplantae; Streptophyta; Magnoliopsida; Poales; Poaceae
Source: the annotation of a GenBank genome assembly
AUGGGGGACACAGAUGAAACUGUUGCUUAUGAGAUUAAUCAGACUCAAGAAACUGAAACUGGAGUGUCAGCGACUGGAGUGGUAGAUGUAGACAAGGAGCAGCAGCAAACCAAGGAUGGAGAGAAAGUGGAUGAAGAAUCCAAGAAAAGAAAACCCAUGGCUCUAAGAUCUGAUGUAUCGGAUAGUUUCAGCAAGGCCAAACUCGAUAAUGGGGAAGAGAGAGCCAAGUGCAAGUGGUGUACCAAGCUCUUUCAUUGUGGCUCAAGAACAAAUGCCCAUUUUAUUGACAAUGACUGGAACCUACAGAAGAAAAUUAUUGGUUUUUUCUUGGUUAAGGGCCAUAGAGGGGAGGACAUUGGAAGAUCAUUAGAGAAUUGCUUGGCUGAGUGGGGCAUUGACAAGGUUUUUACAAUAACAGUAGACAAUUCUAGUGCAAACAAUAAUGCAAUUAAGUAUAUGAGGCGGGUCUUGAAUGAGUCAAAAGGUUGUUUUGUUGAAGGAGAGUACCUGCAUAUGCGAUGUGCUGCUCAUAUUAUCAACCUAAUAGUAGGUGAUGGCUUGAAGGAAAUUGAUAAAUCAAUUCAGCAUGUCCAUGCUCUUUGUUAA